GCCAACCGGCCACCUGCCAAACUCAACCUGUUAACGUGCCAGGUGAAAACCAACCCCGAGGAGAAGAAAUGUUUCGACCUCAUCUCACAUGACAGGACAUACCACUUCCAAGCAGAGGAUGAACAGGAAUGUCAGAUAUGGAUGUCUGUACUGCAGAACAGCAAGGAAGAAGCUCUGAACAAUGCGUUUAAGGGCGAUGACAACACCGGAGAAAAUAACAUUGUCCAAGAGCUGACCAAAGAGAUUAUCUCAGAGGUGCAGAGGAUGACCGGCAAUGAUGUCUGCUGCGACUGUGGGGCACCAGAUCCAACGUGGCUCUCCACCAACCUGGGCAUCCUGACUUGCAUCGAGUGCUCGGGAAUCCACCGUGAGCUGGGGGUCCAUUACUCCAGGAUGCAGUCCUUGACCUUAGAUGUAUUAGGAACGUCCGAGCUUCUGCUUGCCAAGAAUAUUGGGAAUGCAGGCUUUAAUGAGAUCAUGGAGUGUUGCCUACCGUCUGAGGACUCUGUCAAACCCAACCCAGGCAGUGACAUGAUUGCAAGGAAGGACUACAUCACAGCCAAGUACAUCGAGAGGAGAUAUGCAAGGAAAAAGCACGCAGACACCUCGGCGAAGCUCCACAGCCUUUGUGAGGCCGUCAAGACUAGAGACAUUUUUGGCCUACUCCAAGCUUACGCUGAUGGUGUGGACCUGACAGAAAAAAUCCCACUGGCCAAUGGGCAUGAGCCAGAUGAGACAGCUCUCCAUCUUGCAGUCAGAUCUGUGGACCGGACUUCCCUUCACAUUGUGGACUUCCUGGUCCAGAACAGUGGGAACCUGGAUAAACAGACAGGCAAGGGCAGCACAGCCCUGCACUACUGCUGCUUGACUGACAAUGCCGAGUGCCUCAAGCUCCUCCUGCGGGGAAAGGCCUCCAUCGAGAUAGCCAAUGAGUCAGGAGAGACGCCAUUGGACAUCGCCAAGAGGCUCAAGCAUGAACACUGUGAGGAGUUGCUAACUCAGGCCUUGUCAGGAAGAUUUAACUCCCACGUUCACGUUGAGUAUGAAUGGCGACUGCUACACGAGGACCUGGAUGAAAGCGACGAUGACGUGGAUGAGAAACUUCAGCCCAGUCCUAACCGGCGCGAGGACCGACCCAUCAGUUUCUACCAGCUGGGGUCCAGCCAGUUUCAGCCCAAUGCUGUGUCUUUGGCCAGAGAUACUGCAAACCUCACCAAGGACAAGCAGAGGGGCUUCGGGCCCAGCAUCUUGCAGAAUGAGACCUACGGAGCCAUCCUGAGUGGCAGCCCACCCUCUUCCCAGUCGUUACCCCCCAGCACCACCAGCGCACCUCCACUCCCACCUCGGAAUGUCGGUGGCAAAGUUCAGACAGCCACCUCAGCUAACACCCUGUGGAAGACAAACUCUGUAGGUGUGGACGGUGUCAGCAGGCAGCGAUCUUCGUCAGAUCUGCCAGCUGUCCACCCACCGCUGCCCCCUCUGCGAGUGACAUCGACCAAUCCCCUGACCACAACACCACCCCCUCCUGUGGCUAAGGCCUCCGGCACACUAGAUGGAGUGAACCAGCCAAGCAAGCCUGCCCAACCCGGAGCCUCGCAGAGCAAGCCCCCACUCUUGCCACCCCAGCCACCCAGCCGCCUGCCUCAGAAGAAGCCGGCUUCUGGGACUGACAAGCCAACCCCACUGAUCAACAAAGGCCAGCCAAGAGGACCUGAAGCUCCAGGUCCUCUGUCCAACGCCAUGGCCCUGCAGCCCCCAGCACCCAUGCCUAGGAAGUCACAGGUGACCAAGUCCAAGCCCAAGCGAGUCAAGGCGCUCUACAACUGUGUGGCCGACAACCCGGAUGAGCUGACUUUCUCUGAGGGAGACGUGAUCAUUGUGGAUGGGGAGGAAGAUCAGGAGUGGUGGAUUGGCCACAUCGACGGAGACCCCAGCCGCAAAGGAGCAUUCCCCGUAUCAUUUGUGCACUUUAUUGCUGACUAACUUGCUACUGAACAAAGGCCUUUCUGUCACCAUCGUGUUCCAUUUUGUUAUUGGUACCAAGACUAGCUUUAGCCAGUCUCACGCAUCAUGCUGUAUGGCAGCCCAUCUUAUCAUAGUACCGUUCUGUUCUGAAAACUCAAAGGCAGUUUUUAUACAUAUAUAAGCAGAUUCUUUUUAUAAGUUGAGGUUUUCACCCACAUUGCUAUACUUUUACUAUGAAAAGCAGAAUUUCCUAAAGGGGGACGGGCAUAAAGCUAUUUUAACUAUAGACCCAGGAUCCUGCAUUUCCAGGACUUGCUGAUCCUAAAAAUUCUUAAACAAAUUUGGGGGAUUCUUACAGCUUUCCUUAACCCUGUUCUGACUUUGGUUAACUUUAGCACAGCCAGAGUGGCAGGCCAGUACCAUGCUGCUUCAGUCUGUUGCUCUCCCCUGAACUUUGUCCACAAAUGCCAUCCAUUCACCUUUAAGACAUAUAUUCCUUUGAAACUCAGCUAGUGUCUAAAGCAACUUGGCAGUUUACAUGUUAGCCUUGUACUUUUCUGGGCCCCGGCCUAUGAAGUGGCAGCUGCCAUGAUCUCCUGCAUGUUUGUAUAACCCAUUCUUGUGAACAAUCAUACCUAGCAUACUACUGAUGGGUUAUUAAGACAUAGCAAUUAGCAGUCUGUUCUGCACCAGUGUUUUUCAACUGCAGUUCCUGAAUUUGGUUACAAACUAAGGAUGAUGGAUUGCAAAACAGCUCUCUAAACUAGUUUGUAUGCCCUAGAUGUUUAGGAUUUGCCUCCCUCAACGUCCCCCUGUCCCCGUCACCCCCCGACCCGUCUCGAAGAAAGCAACUGUAUACAAGUAGGCUACGUGGUACAGACCACAGUAAGCAACACAUUCCUCACUGUUUGUGUCCUGGUGCAUCCCACUGCCUCCCCUCCCAGCUCCCCAGGACACCCGCUCAGCUUAGUGUCUUGUCUUUAAUAGGAUUCUCCUUUUGGAGAAUGAUAGCUACACUGUCUUGAAAUUUAGCCUGUCCAAUUGUUUGUAUUCAAGAGCAUAUCAGAAAUCUGUAGAGCCUGGGGAGCCCAGUACCCCCAAACAUCCCAGUUACACUACGUAAGGCCAUCAAGUCACUUUUAAACUUAACAAUAUGUGGGGUGGGGGAGGGGAACUAGGUUGUAUUUGAUAAAAAUCAAAACUCAUUAGUUUCAUGAACUUGACUGUCAUACCUCUACUUAAUAACUGUAAGCAUAAAAGUCAUAGUAGAGAUAUGGGAAAUUCUGUCACUUUUUCGGGAUGAAGAGGCAAGCAUAGGGUGUGAACAGAAGCUGGAGUUUGAGCAAAAGGAAUGGAUUGAAGUAUAGGCUUGGCAACAAGGCAGCGACGCUGUCGCUGGCACACUUGACUGAAGUAGCUACGUCUUUACUCUUUGUGCAAGGCUCUUAUAAGCAUGGAGCUUCCCUUGGUUUCAAAGGUAACAGGGCAAACUGGAAUGUUUUAUGAUGUUAUCGGGAUUAUCUCCUGUCUUUCUGAUUCUGGGUAUAAAAAGAAAACAAAACAAAACGUGUUAGAUCUGUAAUUAAAGUCAGUCUCUCCCUCCCCCACCUCAACACUACUCAUUAGAUUUCACUACUUGUUCAUUUCUGCCGUUUGAGCCCUCCUCCCAGUCACUUCUCGUAGACUUAAGAGCUUGAACAGAUGCAUUUUGCACAUUGCACUUCCCAGCACCUCUCUUACAGUGCCCCCACACCCCCCACGCAUCUGCACCAUUGGCCUUUGCUGACCUGGUGCCAGAUCUUGGAGAAAACAAGUUGACUUAUGUCAACAUUUGAACUCCAGUCCCUGGCUAACUUAUGGGGUUCACUGGUACUUAAACACCUAGGAAAUAUUUUUCCACUUUCUGGUGGUGCUAUUGUGCGGUAACGGAUAGUGCUUUUUACCAGAAGAGAAAUUCUAUUGACUUUCCUCCUAAUUAUCCUCUCUUAGUUAUUUGCUCUUUGCAAAUUGAGAAGAAAAAGUAACUCAAAGGAAAACAUUGUAGAUAUCUAUUUAUAUUUAAAGUUUACAUUUCACAUGUGUCAGCUGUGGAAUUCGGGCUUUUUUAUUUUUUUAUUGUUUUGCCACUUUCCAUCAGGUCUGACUUGGAGGGAAGAUGACUCAGAAAUAGGAUUCACAGACUAGUGUGGUCUGUUGAGGGUGGAGAGUGAUCUGUGGCCUAGAAUGCUAUCUUGAGAUGUAUGAUAUCCAAUUCAUUCACUUGAUUAUUUUGGUCUAAUUGCUGUUGAGGGUGGAGAAUGACCUGCGGCCUAGAAUGCUCUUUUGAGAUGUAUGAUAUUCAGUUCAUUCACUUGAUUACUUUGGUCUAGUUGCAGCGCAACUGUAUAUACUGUAUAACCUAAACGGAUUAUUUUCAUUGUCCUUAAUGCAGUGAUUUAUAAUUAGAGCAUGUUUAAUAACUUGAUUUCCCAUUAACCAGUCAUUUGACUGGAAAAAAAAAAUAAAGUACUUUUAAAUGGA
Molecule: messenger RNA, 4485 nt
Organism: Cricetulus griseus (Chinese hamster)
Lineage: Eukaryota; Metazoa; Chordata; Mammalia; Rodentia; Cricetidae
Source: RefSeq, a predicted model, not a curated record